AUGCUCUGCUUUGAAGAUGACCGAAUGGAGCAGAGCGCAACAGCUCCCAGUUUACGAACUACAGCGCAGAGAAAUGCGAUCCAACCCAGACAUGGCUGCUUUAAUGUGACAACUCAUGAGAGGGCCCACGUCUUCCCCUGGACGCCACACGAGGGUCAACUUCUUCAUUUGAACUGCCUCACUGCAGCUGCUGAUGCCCCGCAAGCCUCCACUGCACAGGGCUGUCCCGUUUCUCUUCUUCCCUGGCCGCAGCAGCCCCCCCUGGACCCCCACUCAGCCUUCUGCCUCCAUGAGGGGCGGGAGAAGCUGGCGGAGGCCUUGUGUACGGGGCCCCUGCCUCUUCUGCUCAAUGCAGACGGAAACCUGCGCGAUGGAGAGCCUCUGUGUCAGGAUGUGUCCACAAUCACUGAUCUGUGUUCAGAAAUCCCAGAGUUGGAGAUAGUAAGUCUUCUGUCAGAAGGACAGCCCAACUACACUCUGCGAGCCGACAGUGUGUUUGGAUAUGACAAUGAUGACUGGCUGCACACUCCUCUGGUGCCUCCAGAGGUCGUCCUUGGUCUCACAUGUGAGCAGAUUGAAGAGACGUUCAAGUACUUCUUGCUUUGCUCCGAGCGCUUGGGCCAGGUCACAAAGACGUACCACGACAUUAAAGCGGUCACGCACCUGCUGGAGGAGAAAGAGCGUGACCUGGAAUUAGCGGCUAGAAUCGGGCAGUCGCUCCUAAAACAGAAUCAAGAGGUGACGGCACGGAAUGAGCAGCUGGAUGGACAACUUGAAACGGCAAAAGAAGAGAUCGCUCAACUCCGUCAUGAGCUUUCCAUGAGAGACGACCUGCUGCAGUUUUACGCCAGCACCGAAGAGCUUGAAAAUGCAGAAGCACGUUCGCCACUGAAACGAAGUGAAUCCAGCAGUUCUCUGAGCAGCUUUGUCCACUAUGACUUCCUUCAAAAGAAACUCAAAGGUUUAGAGGAGGAGAACCGUAAACUACGAAUUGAGACCAACGAGCUCACGUCUGAAACCACCCACUAUGAAGAGCAGGAACAGGAGCUGAUGAUGGUCUGUGUGGAAGAGUUGUCGUCUGUGAACAAGCAGGUGGUGGAUUUGUCGGAGGAGCUGGCCCGGAGAGCGGAGGAUGCGGUUCGGCAGCAGGAGGAGAUUAGUUCUCUGCUCGCUCAGAUUGUGGAUCUACAGGCUCGAUGUAAAGGGGUAACCCGUGAGAAUGAAGAUCUAACCCAGCACCUUAAUGCUGCCAGGGAGUGCCAGCUUCAACUCAAAUCAGAGCUGAAGGACCUGCAGGACAAGUACUCUGAGUGUGAGGACAUGCUACAGGAAGCCAGAGAGGACAUUAAAAACCUGCGUAACAAGAGCCUGCCCAAUGGCACAGUGCAGCGCUACGCGGCCCUGGCCUCUGUGCUGCCCAUGGAUUCUUUGGCUGCGGAGAUCGAGGGCACGUUUAGGAAAGGCCUGGACACGCCAGCGCCUUCAGAGUACAAGUCUCACCCGCGGCGCGUGUUCGAAACAGUGAAGGUGGCUAACAGAGCGGUGAAGCUGCGUUCUCGUGGUCAGUCCCCCGCUCUGCCAGGCUCCUCCCCCGCCUCCAUCCGCUCCAGCUGCACCAGCACCCCACGCACCAGCUGUUACGGCUACGAAAGCUUCACCCUGGAGGAAAAACCCAGCAAUAACCAGUCCCUUAAAGAAGACAGUGCCAGUGGUCCCAAGCGUCUGGGUGAGCCUGGGACCCCUGGUGGUCAGGACCUGGAGGCUGCACUGCAGUCGCUCUCAGCCAGACAGCAGAGCCACUCAUCAGACCGACCCUUCUUUGACGUGGAGCGAGAGCGCAAGCUCCGUGCUUUGGCCGGCAACGAAGAGGUGGAAGGCUCCAGUAGUUUCCUGACGCCCAACGACAGCAUCGCCUCGAGUCCAGCUGCCUCCACCAGCACCAACUACUCCAACGGUAGCUCCCGCCACUCCUGCAGCUCCUCAGGGGGGUCCCGCUCCUACCUGCCCGACCGCCUGCAGAUUGUCAAGCCUCUGGAAGGUUCCGUGACACUGCAUCAGUGGCAGCAGCUGGCCAAACCAAACUUGGGGGGAAUCCUGCACCCACGACCCGGUGUUCUGACUAAAGACUUCAGAGAGCUGGAGGUGGACAUUCAACACGUGUACAGCCUCAACGAUCUGGAGGAGGACGAGCCCGACAUGUCCCGGGUCACUGCAGCACAUGGACCGGUCACUUCCCCUGCACCCCUCCCUCCUCAUCCCAUCCUUCUCCUCUGGCAGCAAAAAACGCCUGUCCAGGCUCUUUCUCCAUCUAUAGUUGUGAAGAAGUCCAACCUUCACACUUUCAGCCUUCCCCCUCGCCGGGACUUUGAGCACAUGAGCACUUCUUCACACACCGCCGCGUCACCGUCUGGAGUGGGACUCGUUCAGCUUCUGCAAGAGCGUGGGAUCUCCGCUUCAGUCCUCCCACAAACCUGCACGCAUUUACCUAGAGACACACGGGAACGGUGUGUGGGGAAACCGGCAGCCACUUUCAGCUGGAAUUUAGUGGAGAAGCUGCGGAGCCUUGGACUGCACAGAGUGGCAGCUUUGGGGAUGACGGACCCUGAGCCUCCUCCUUUUAACCACGUCAUUAUGUGA
Messenger RNA from Knipowitschia caucasica, 2637 nucleotides. The record is from the annotation of a GenBank genome assembly. Lineage: Eukaryota; Metazoa; Chordata; Actinopteri; Gobiiformes; Gobiidae.